Molecule: messenger RNA, 2069 nt
Organism: Oncorhynchus gorbuscha (pink salmon)
Lineage: Eukaryota; Metazoa; Chordata; Actinopteri; Salmoniformes; Salmonidae
Product: retinol dehydrogenase 14-like
Exons: 3
Coding region: 95-1078 (327 amino acids)
Source: RefSeq, a predicted model, not a curated record
AAGGUUUUGCAAAGCCUUGUGGAUGUUGUUGUUCAAUUCCUUUCUCACUGUGUUACAUAAAUAUUGUAAGUGAAACAUAAAACUCUUCGCUUUAAUGUCAGCUGCGAUUAUUGUGGCCGCUGUCGUCGGCGGUGGAAUACUGCUAAUUGUUCGCAGAAUGUUCCCCCGGAAGAAAGCGGUCGAGUUGCUCCGGUACCCGGCCGAUAUGAUGCGGGGAAAGACGGUCAUUGUGACCGGGGCGAACAGCGGCAUAGGGAAGGCCGCGGCCGGGGAGCUGCUCAAACUCCAGGCCCGGGUGAUUAUGGCCUGUCGGGAUCAGCAGAUGGCUGAGGAAGCAGCGCAGGACAUCAAGAAGCAAGCGGGGCCAGAGCACGGAGAGGUGGUGAUCAAACACCUGGACCUCGCCUCGCUUCAGUCUGUGCGGAGCUUUUGCGAGGAGAUCCUGAAGGAAGAACAACAAGUCGACGUGCUCAUCAACAACGCAGGCAUUUACCAGUGUCCCUACACGAAGACAGAGGAGGGGUUUGAGAUGCAGCUGGGGGUCAACCACCUGGGUCACUUCCUCCUCACCCACCUCCUCCUGGACCUCCUCAAGCGCUCCUCCCCCAGCCGCGUGGUGGUGGUCUCCUCCAAGCUCUACAAGUAUGGCAGCAUCAACUUCGACGACCUCAACAGUGAGAGAAGCUACAACAAAGCCUUCUGCUACAGCCAGAGCAAGCUGGCUAAUCUGCUCUUCACCCACCAGCUGGCCCGGCGCCUGGAGGAGGAGGGCGUCACGGGGGUAACGGUCAAUGCCCUCACCCCAGGCAUCGUGAGGACCAGGCUGGGCAGACACAUCCACAUCCCCUUCCUGGCCAAACCUCUCUUUUACCUGGCCUCGUUGUUCUUCUUCAAGAGCCCACUGGAGGGAGCUCAGACGCCACUCUACCUAGCGUGUUCACCCGACGUGGAGGGCGUGGCGGGGAAGUGCUUUGCUAACUGCGAGGAGGAGGAGCUGAUGCCCAAGGCGACAGACGAUCAGGCGGCCAAGAGACUGUGGGACCUGAGUGAGACCAUGGUGGGAAUAAAAACUCAAUAAGGGACCUGGGAGACCUGGGUUCCAGACUCUCUUAUAGAGACCAUAUGAGAGAUUUGCCCUGGAAAUCAAGUGAAUUGGGAGAUGAUUGAUUGAGACUUCUUGGGGUUUCAUUGGAACUGGGGUCAGUGGGUAAAGUCUCCACAAUUUUUAAUUAACCUCGGUGUGUGUGUGUGUGUGUGUGGGUGCGUGCGUGCAUGCGUGGGUCCGUGUGUGCACAUAUAAUUUUGUGAUGUGCAAAUGAGGUGUGGAUGGAGUGUGAGUGUGAUUGGAGGUGUGCAAUGUGCCUGUGAAAUGAAUGUGUAACUAAGUAUAUCCGUUCCCAUAGGAACCAGCUAUUCUAUCUUCUGUACUGUCUUCACCAGUGUUCACUGAAUCACAAGUUCACACAGUCAAAGUGGAGGGGAGCUAAUUCCCAGUAGCGAUUAUCAAAGGGGAGCUGAACUGUCAUAUUUGCUUUUACCGAGUGCGAACAUGAUUGGUUAUAGUGCUAUAGAAAUAUCUCCGGGGUGGUUUGAAAAGCCAACAGGUAUGUAGUACAGCAGCUGUAACUAAAUGCGAAGGCAGCUAAGCUCAUGCAUCCUGCAGCAGGCACUUGGCAGUAGAAAAAGGAAUAGGAGACUGGUUGUGUUGCGUUAACUAAUCCAGUUUUCCUCUCAUGAGGUGUUUGAAGUGUAAAUUCGUCACCUUCUGCUGUGACAGGAUGGACGGGAACAAUAAAGUUGACAAUGAGAUUCAGAUUCAGUCAGAUGAUGUUGAUGCUGUGGCGACUCCUUCCUCUGGUUAGAUGUUAUCUCUCAAGUAAUUCCCUUUUCGCUCCAGAGUGAGUGAGAGGGGGGAAUGUGUUUUGAAUGUCAAUGCGGAGGUAUGGCUAAUGCUAUGAAUUAUAUAGUCGAACAAAAUAGUCGACAAUCCAAAGAUAAUUUCUAGACACGUGUGUAUGUGCACACACACACAGUUUGAUUUGAAUGCUUUUAAAACCAUUACAGUGACA